AUGGCGUUCAAGUUAUAAAGUCGCGCAACAUUCCCUUUCUCCGUGUGUCUUUGUUGAUCGAUAUUUAUAUUUUUCCUCUGAAUAUGUAAUUUAUUGUUGACUCCAGACCAAACUGCCGCCUCUGAUCGGAUCUGACCUGCCGAAGGUUUCUGGUUUAAAAGGAAAAAAUAAUCUCCCUCUUUUAUGGAAGCUGCUAGCCACCGGAGCUAGCUUCAGAAGCUACUUUAGCUAGCAGCUAGUUUGUGACUAAAACAAACAAAAUAAAAAAAAAAGUUUAACGAGAAAACGUGCCGCCGUUUCACCGACAUGACGUCAGCGUCCGCCAAGGUCGGGGAGAUUUUCUCAGCAGCAGGAGCAGCUUUCACCAAACUGGGCGAACUGACGAUGCAGCUCCACCCAGUGUCCGACUCCAGCCCUGCAGGAGCGAAGUGGACGGAGACGGAGAUCGAGAUGCUUCGUUUGGCCGUCCGUCGCUUUGGAGACGACCUCAACAACAUCAGCACAGUGAUCAAGGAGCGCACAGUCGCUCAGAUAAAGAGCACGGUGAAGAGGAAGCUGUACGAGGACAGCCGGGUCCCCAUUUCCUCCGAGUCCCCGAAGAAGACGGUCAAGAAGGCCGUCGUCGCCAUGACGUCGGCCCCCGCCCCCGCCCCCGCCCCACCUGCCAUGAUCGCUGUGCCAACCUCGCAGGUUGUCGUGGCGACGGGGAUGCAGAGCAGCCCCUCCCUGGCCCCGCCCAUCAAGAAACAGAAGACGGCAGACGUGACGCUCAGCGCUCUCAAUGACUCGGACGUGAACAGCGACUUGGUGGACAUCGAAGGACUCGGUGAUGGUUCGUCCAGCAAGAAGCUCAACUUUGACCAGGAGAGCCUCAACCUGGACUCCAGCCUCAUCAUGAACUCCAGUGACCUUCCUCUUCUGUCCCGCUGACCUGGAGACGCUUCUUCUUCAAAGAGGACAGUCCUGUUACCUGGUGUUUCUAAAACUCCAUACUCUGCAUUUUGUAGCUUAAAAGAUGAAACUAAAGCAGUUUAUUUUAUUCCUGUGUUGACAGAUCAGGUCAGGUUUUUCUUGAAGAAUUAAAUUUUCUUCUUGAAUUAUGUUUUUAGUUUUCAAGUCAGUUUCUGUUUUUGAAAUCACACAAACAUUCAUCCUUUGAUGUUAUCAUGAAGAAUUCUGUGAAACUGAUGCUUUAAAUAAUGUUUUCAUCCCUGAAUCGGGAAUCUGAUGAUGUAAACUAAUUGUUGUGCGGCCUGGAUCACGUCUGUAAAGUCGGAAUUUAUUAAAAAUAAAGACGUUUGUGUUUGAAAAA
Amphiprion ocellaris (clown anemonefish) is the source of this 1312-nucleotide messenger RNA. It is a transcript of the gene bacc1, whose product is annotated as chromosome 14 C17orf49 homolog. Lineage: Eukaryota; Metazoa; Chordata; Actinopteri; Pomacentridae. Gene Ontology annotation, cellular component: NURF complex; MLL1 complex. The transcript is spliced from 6 exons. Bases 307 to 930 code for a protein of 207 amino acids. The record is from RefSeq and is a predicted model, not a curated record.